GGGAAAUACUACGUCAUCGUUACAAAUGGCCGACGUUGUAAACAAGGCAGAGGAAUACAAGUUUUAGUUCGCUAGCUAGCUAGCUACAUGUUUACCACACAAAAAAAUGAAUAGCAUAGACUGCGAGCGUUUGGACAGCUUGGACGGCUGGGUCGCCAUCAAAACGAACAUAUUCGAAGAAAACGAGACGUUCAAGCUCGGUUUUAUCGUUCAGUGGAAUGUGAUCGAGUCCAAGUUCGCGGUCACCUGUCACAACAGAACUCUCCAGCGACAGAAGCGCAAAGACCAGCUUGCUGUCUGCGAAACCGAAACCAGCUGGGCCGGACUCUUCUCUGUUAACGACUUAAAAAAUGUCCACCGUCAGUUUACAGGGGUCGGGGAUGUCGUCGCACCCUAUUUCCCCGACCUGUCGGACUUCAAGGAGGGUAACAUUUGGGACAUGAUCUUUCUCGGUAGCAAUCGGACGUUCAACCAAGAUGAUCAAGAGAGAGAUCUGGAUACACCUUGCCGUCAGCUGGAGAAGUACUUCAGCACUGCGAUAGAUAUCUGUGGCAGGAAGAUAGUGCUGGACUCGCUUUUCCCGCAGGACGAGCGAGAUGUCGAGGAGUACUUUGAGAACAUGCAGGAGUUCAAGAGGAAAACCAUGCAGGAUGAGGUCACCAGGGCUAAGGAUCACCUUAGGAAGAUCCUUCAGAGUCAUGGAGGUGCAGACAGAAUGAUUCUACUGCUACAGAUCUACCACGAGGAGGACCUAGCCUACCAGGACCUGGUCACCGUAGCAACCACCUUCUACCAGUACCUGCUGCAACCCUUCAGAGACAUGAGAGAACUGGCAGGGCUCUACAAGAUGGAGAUACUGAAGUCUCUGGAUGAGGAGGAGCUGGGUCCUAAGAGGAUAGCAGCACUGGAGAGAGAGGCAGAGGAGUGGAGGAGGAGAGGAGAGGAUGCAGUCUCCUCCAUACAGGACAUCACAGUCAGCUACUUCAUAGAAACAUCCAAAGCCCUUGGAGGUAUGCUGCGUGUGAUGGGGGAGGAUAAGCGUGGUUUUGGUCAGGCCUCCUGGGCCUCAGCAGCUCCUAGACUGGAGAAGCUGCGUUUCCUGCUGGCUAAAGAGACCCUGCAACACAUGAGAGCAACUGAGAUGUGUCUGCACCGCAAGAAACACACCAUCAGAGAGAAGAUGGGAGGUCUGUCUGGUCAGGACCAGAGGGGACCAGAGACUGUAGAUAACCUAGAGCUUCAGUACUAUGAGGCUCAGCUAGAACUCUACGAUGCCAAGUUUGAGAUCCUCAAGAACGAAGAGCUCCUAUUGGUCGCUCAGAUCGACACCCUGCGACGCCAGAUAAAAGAGCUGAAAGAGGAGGUGGUGUGUGUUUCAGAGCUGAAAGAGGAGGUGGUGUAUUAUGAUGUGUGUGAGGAUCCAGAGGAGCUCCAAAGCCUAUCACAGACAGCUGCACCUUUAGACCCCACCCACUCACCUGUCAAUAACCUGGGGCGAUGCCUACAGCAGCUGGAAGCCAAGAGAGGGAACAUCUGUGCCCGCCGCGCAUACCUCCGCAACAAGAAGGAUCAGUGUGUGGAGGCUAACGAGCAGAAGCACCGUCUGGCCCAGCACAGCUCCACUCACUUUACCCAGCACCACGGAGUAGCCCUGAAGAGAGAGAAGAGGAGAGAGGAUGAAGAGAGGAGGAAGGAGUGGAUGGACCAGGAGAGAGAGAGAACCCUGAGCAGACUCCGCUCCUUCAGAGAGAAGCGACAGGGAAGUUACGUCCUGAAGACUCCACGAUCCAAGAUGGCUGCCAGGGAGCCGCAGUGUUCCGACCUCUCCCAGCCUCUGUCAAUCAUUAGCAUCGGCCCCUCCCCUUCAUCUAAUGGGGCCGCCCCCAGAAAGACCCCCAGGAAACUCAAACCGAAAGACAUCCCCGUCCAAAUAUUCACUCCUCCUCUCCCUCCUCCUUCGCCUCUGCCAACUACACCUCCCACUACAGCUGUACCCCCACCUCAGACCUCCUCUCCCCCUCCCCCUCCUCCUCCACCCCUCCCUGCCCUCACCCCCUGUAAGACAGAGGUAGGCGACUCCCCCAUGCCUCUCAGUGAGAAAGAGGCCGCACCCUUCCCUGCCAAAAUGACCCUGAAGCAGAACCUAGGUUCUAUGGACGAGGUGUUGGCAUCAUUACAGCGUGGUCAGGUCAGGCUGCGUCGUGUCCAGCCCCUUGCCCCUCCUGGUCCCGGCCUGGCGCCCUCCGGUGGCGACCUCAGGGAUAACAUCAUGUCUGCCAUCAGACUUGGGGUCAAACUACGCAAGGUGGUCCCAGCAGUGCCCCUGCCCCAGGACAGCAGGGACACGGAUCUGCAGAAGAGCAUCAAGGCAGCCAUGCAGAGGAUGAAGAAGGUCUCCUCCGACUCAGAUGAAGAUGAGGAGAGAGGAGAGGACAACACGCCCUUGGCUGAGUGGGACAGCUGAGAGGAGACGUAUGCACGGACAGACAGACACUCGGACGCGCACGGACACAUCCAUAAAGCAGGCGUACUGCGUGUGUGUGUGUAUACAGCAGGGAGAACAAGUAUUUGAUACACUGCAGGUUUUCCUACUUACAAAACAUGUAGAUAUACUUAUGUCAUGCAAUAAAAUGCAAAUGAAUUACUUAAAAAUUAUACGAUGUGAUUUUCAUUUUAGAUUCCGUCUCUCACAGUUGAAGUGUACCCAUGAUAAAACAAAAUUACAGACCUCUACAUGCUUUGUAAGUAGGAAAACCUGCAAAAUCGUCAGUGUAUCAAAUACUUGUUCUCCCCACUGUAUACACACACACACACACACAAAUCAAAACAUUCACUAAUCAAUAGGUUAACCAUGUUGCCAAUGGUUUAGUCGUGUGAUUAUGCAGGUUUACUGUUUGACGUAAAACUUGAUCCAUAGAGAAGAGAUCGUAUCUUAAACACCAUGAAAAUGUUUAACUAAAGCACUGUGCCCAAAUAUCCACCACCUGUUACCACGGUUCAAGGCUACAGCCUUUUUUUUCCACCAAGCUUAGAAACUAGCUGUUAUCUGGCUAAAAAGCUCCCACCAAUUCCAGAUUUUCAUGAAUUCUUGUUUGUACGCUUGUCUAGUCUUGCGUUUGCAAACGAGCCUGAGGACUUGACAUUGAAGUAUUGUCCAACUGCUUUACACAGAGAGAGAGAGAGAGAGAGAUUCUGUGUCUGUGUCUAUGGUUGCAGGCCCCUGCAGCGUGUUCAACUAGAACAGGUGGCAGACCUUACCGUGUAAUGCGGUUCAGUUUGUCAUCGUAUUACACUACAUCUCCCUUAAUGUUUUGUUUGUCUAGUGCCAGUUGGAACUGGUGUCCCCCCCUUCAUAGCAUAACUGACGAACCAUUGAAGGAGAAAACAUUUAUCGUUUUUUGUUGUUGUUGUUUCUGCUUCAUGAUUUUAUCUACGGAUGAAAAUGAGCUCGUUUUGCCACAUUUACUUUGAGGAAAACUGAAAUGUUGAUGACUGUGCACUCUGUCCUACAACGCCAUAUUAAUCGCUGUGAUGAUAAAAUAACCCUUUAAGUAUAUGACCUCUGCCCUUCAUGAACAGAAGAGCUUUACCCAGUUUCCCACCAUGAACUAAAACAAUAGGAUGUAGUUGACCCCGUAGGCACAACAGUCCUAGGAUCAGCCUCCUCUCCCCCCAAUCCCAACCUUUUAACCAUUAGGGGGAAUAAUCUAAAACUGGCCUUGGGUCAGUGUCUAGGGGGCCAACUUCACCCUAGUAUUUCUAAUGAUGCUACGUUAUUACAUGGCACAUGAUUUGACCGGGUUGUCAUGGAGACGCAAAAGGCCGUGUUCCAGACUGCCCUGCAAAAGCAGCAUCUUUUAGACAAAUGAACCAAUGAUUGAAUAUGUAAGAUUUGGUGCGUGACUGCAAUGUAGGUGGCCUGGAACAUGGCCAGAUGUAUAAACGAGCGCCAAUGCACUGAUUUAAAUAUUUUUUUUGUAAACUGUCAAACCCAGUUUCCAUUCGACUGUUAAGUGUUAUUUUAAAGAGAGAACGUUGUCAUUAAUGCUCAAGUGCCUUGGGGGACUGUAAGUUAUUACGAGCUGUCAUUCACCAAUAAACUGUUGUUGAAUCAGG
Oncorhynchus kisutch (coho salmon) is the source of this 4116-nucleotide messenger RNA. Its product is annotated as WASP homolog-associated protein with actin, membranes and microtubules. Gene Ontology annotation, molecular function: Arp2/3 complex binding; actin binding. Gene Ontology annotation, cellular component: cytoplasm; endoplasmic reticulum-Golgi intermediate compartment membrane. Gene Ontology annotation, biological process: Arp2/3 complex-mediated actin nucleation; endoplasmic reticulum to Golgi vesicle-mediated transport. The coding region runs from base 107 to 2464 and encodes 785 amino acids. The transcript is spliced from 11 exons. NCBI's taxonomy places the organism in Eukaryota, Metazoa, Chordata, Actinopteri, Salmoniformes, Salmonidae. The record is from RefSeq and is a predicted model, not a curated record.